UGCUGUUCCGAUCGGUGAAUACUGAGGUUACAGUCAUUCGUGCUAAUUUGAUUUUCAUAUUAAAAUGGAUUUGUCGAAGAUGUCGAACGAAAAAAAAUUACACCUUUGCAAAUGGUAUUUCCGUGGAGGUUUCGCUAUGCUGCCGUUUCUAUGGGCGGUUAACGCUGUUUGGUUUGCCAAAGAAGCUUUCACGGUUCCACAGUACGAUGAGCAAAAACAAAUUCGAAGUUACGUGAUAUUUUCUGGCCUGGGAGCUCUCCUAUGGUUCGCUGGACUCUUAGCUUGGAUCAUUACGUUUCAAACACACCGUGCUGCCUGGGGUGAAUUCGGCGACACGAUUAGCUAUAUUAUUCCUACUGGAAUUCCAUGAGAUUUAAAAUAAAUCUAGGCAAAAUAGAACAAUACCGUCAUAGGCAUUUUAUUCAUAUUAAUUUUCUGUCAAUUCUUCAGUUGUUAGAAACGUAGGUAUUAACAUGUCAGACAUAGGUAAAGAAAAAUUUUUGCAUCUUCUAAUAACGUUUGAGAGUGUCACGUUGCUCAAAGUGUAAGACAAAUUUAUUGCCUUUUUCCAUAUAUCUGUACUAUGAUUGUGACAAUUCAUCAUUAAUAUUGAUAUCUGUCAUCUGUGUUAUAGGAAAGAGGAUAAUGAAGGUAUGCAAAUUAGUUGCGAACAUUUAACAGCAUUUUAUGUGAUUAAAUGAAUUUAAACAUAUACACAUAUUUUUGUUAUCAAAGAAAUAAAAUAAUAGUAUGUCUAGAAACAAUUUUUAGGUACAUAAACAAUCGUUGUUAUUUAUUUACAAUAUAUGAUCCAUAUAUUUUGUAUAAUGAAGUAUAGGACACAAUUUGUACACCUGAGAAAAGGCGUAAUUUAAUACAUAUGUAUAUCAGCACACUUUUCGUGUUGUAUAUUUUCAUAUUUUAUUUUGCUCAUUUGACACACUUUAUGAACGUAUCACGGUGGAAAUUUAUAUGCAUAGCACCUCAGACUAAAUUCAGGCAGCCCGCCGCCGUUGCAUGCAUAAAUUUAAUUCCCUAUAGACCAGCCGUGAAAGCA
Messenger RNA from Diprion similis, 1057 nucleotides. RefSeq names its product gamma-secretase subunit PEN-2 (gene pen-2). The record is from RefSeq and is a predicted model, not a curated record. NCBI's taxonomy places the organism in Eukaryota, Metazoa, Arthropoda, Insecta, Hymenoptera, Diprionidae. Gene Ontology annotation, biological process: Notch receptor processing. The coding region runs from base 65 to 370 and encodes 101 amino acids. Gene Ontology annotation, cellular component: gamma-secretase complex. The transcript is spliced from 4 exons.